Messenger RNA from Cucumis melo (muskmelon), 615 nucleotides. RefSeq lists its product as uncharacterized. The record is from RefSeq and is a predicted model, not a curated record. The coding region runs from base 1 to 615 and encodes 204 amino acids. The transcript is spliced from 3 exons. Lineage: Eukaryota; Viridiplantae; Streptophyta; Magnoliopsida; Cucurbitales; Cucurbitaceae. Gene Ontology annotation, molecular function: nucleic acid binding; zinc ion binding.
AUGGAUAACCCCACCAAGGCCCAGAUGUGGUUAACCUCAUUAGAGACCAUCUUCCGGUACAUGAAGUGCCCUAAUGACCAGAAGUUCAAGGAGAGCAUCUGUGCUAAGUUCUUCUUUGCCAACGUGAGGUACGCUAAGCAGCAAAAGUUCCUGAACCUAGAGCAAGGCGACAUGACUAUGGAGCAGUAUGAUGCAGAGUUUGAUAUGCUAUCCCAUUUUGCUCCCGAUGUAGUGAAGAAUGAGGCUACUCGGACCGAGAAGCCAACCACCCAUGCUGAUGCACUACGUCUGGCCCUAGACUUGAGUCUGCACGAGAAAGCUAUUUCGUCCAAGGCUGUAGGAAGAGGAACAACCCCAGGUCAAAAAAGGAUGGCUGAGUUGCAGCCUACUGUAGCACCACAGAGGAACCUGAGGCCAGGAGGUCUUUUCCAACGGCAUCGCCAGAAGCUUGCUACUGCAGGAAAGACUAUGAGAGAACUACCUGCGUAUCAGAGCUGUGGGAGAUAUCAUGGAGGUCGUUGCUUGGCAAGAAAUGGAGUUUGCUUCAGGUGCAAGCAACCAGGGCAUAUAGUCGACUUUUGCCCUCAGAAACUGCUUGAGACUACUUCGAACUAG